Messenger RNA from Onychostoma macrolepis, 2712 nucleotides. RefSeq lists its product as uncharacterized. The transcript is spliced from 2 exons. The coding region runs from base 294 to 2039 and encodes 581 amino acids. Lineage: Eukaryota; Metazoa; Chordata; Actinopteri; Cypriniformes; Cyprinidae. The record is from RefSeq and is a predicted model, not a curated record.
CUGCAGCUCAACCUUGCAAAGACAGCACUUCUUGUAAUCCCUGCAAACCUGUCAGUUGAAAGCAGUGUCACUGGGCAACUAGGGUCCACAACAGUGUUGAGGUUUCACAAGUUGGUCUACAGUAAAGAGGAUCUAAAACACAAACUGUCUACGACCUUUACUGGGGGCUUUGUUUAGCUCGCUGCCGAAGCACUGUAUAGAAACGCAAGCUGGGAGCAGAAGAGUGAAAAGAUUUCUUCACUUCAAGAGUCUUGUAGUGGAUUACAUGUACUUCAUUUACGAAAACAUCCAGAAUGUCGCACUCUUUGAAACGCAGCCAAGUUUCCAAAUUGGAAACUAGGUCAGAGGCUAAAUCUUCAGCCAGCAAUGCUUCAUCCACACGCCGCUCCCAUAAGUCUAAUGGAAGCCAAGCUGCAGCAGAGGCCCGCGCAAAGGCAGAAGCCGCACGCACUAAAGCUGAGUUUGCAAAGCGCCAGAUAGAUAUGGAGGUCGAAAAGGCUAGGAUUGAAGCAACGCUAAAUGCUCUGAAAGAGGAGGGUGAAGCUGAAGCAGCUCUCGCAGCAGCAAGGGUGUUGGAAUCUGCAGCAAUCUGUUCGAAUGAUGGAACGGAAAGGGGUAAUUCCGUCGCCGCUGAACGUACUAAUGAAUUCAUCAGAACACACUUUUCACAGAAUCAAAGUGUGAAGGAAGAUGACGAUCAAGCAAGUCCGAAGCACAAAGACGUUCCUGGGAACAGCCAGUUUACUCCUGACGCUGCAAAUGCAACAAGCAGACAUGACCAAAAGGAGUACCAGCAUUUAAGGCAGCCGACCUGCUUUUCCUCUCAUGUGAAAGAAACCCAUUCUCCAAGUAAGCCAGUACCUCGUUCCAGCGAAGUGUCUGAUCUUGCAGUAUUUCUUGCUCGUCGCGAUCUUCUUUCUAGCAGCUUUAAAAUAUUCGACAACAAGCCAGAGAGUUACCGGCCAUGGAAAACAGCAUUUUUGAAUGCUAUUGAUGGUCUGAAUUUAAAGGCUAAUGAAGAGCUUGAUUUGCUUACCAAGUGGCUAGAAGGUGAGUCCCUUCGACAUGCUCUAAGAAUAAGAGCGGCCCAUGCAUAUGAUCCAGAAGCAGGCCUCAGGCAGUUGUGGCAACGUCUGGAGAAAAAAUAUGGUUCCCCAGAGGUGAUUGAAGCAUCUUUAUUCAAGCGUUUAGAGAGUUUCACUAAGAUUUCUCAUAAAGAUUUAAAUCAGUUGCAAGAGCUUGCGGAUCUGCUACUGGAAGUGCAGGCAGUGAAAGAGGAAGGCAGUCUACCUGGUCUUGGAUUCCUUGAUACAUCAAAGGGGAUAAAUUCUAUUGUUGAAAAGCUACCUCAUAGUCUUCAGGAGGCAUGGAUAGUGAAGGGAACGAAAUUCAAGAAGGAAUGUCUACUUCAUUAUCCACCUUUUUCAUACUUUGUUGAGUUUGUCAACGAGCACGCAGAUAUGAGAACAGAUCCAAGCUUCUCUUUUCAAUCUUCCAACGCAUUGCCUCUUAGAGAUGAAAGGAUCCCAAUGAAGCAGUCAAGGUUCAGACAUUCCAUCUCUGUCAACAAAACAGAAGUUGAAUCGAAUACAUCCGUGAGGGUCAACACUGGUUUAGUUGACCUGACAAGACACUGUCCCCUCCAUAAAAGGAAUCACUCGUUACUGAAAUGCAGAGGUUUCAGAAUGAAAUCCUUAGCUGACAGGAAGAGGUUUCUCAAGGAGAACUCUAUCUGUUACAAGUGCUGUGUUUCCUCGGCUCAUAUGGCUAAAGACUGCAGGAUGACUAUACAUUGUUCAGAAUGCAAUAGCCAGGACCAUGUCUCUGCCCUUCAUGAUGGCCCCGCUCCAUGGUUCGAAAAGACACCUACAGCACCAAUGGAAGCUCAAGGUGGGGAGAGAAAGGAGCCAACCUCCACAGUGACAACGUCUGUCUGCACAGAGAUAUGUGGAAUCGGCCUAAAAGGAAAGUCAUGCUCAAAAAUCUGUCUAGUUAAUGUUUACCCUACCUGUAGGAGCCUAAAUGCAGUUAAUAAAUAAUUUUAAUUUAUGCGUUAAAUAGUAAUUUACAUGAUUCAUUUAUGUGGAGGAUAUUGAAGGGAAUAUUUUCAGUAUCUACAAGUUGAUGCAGUUAAUAUUUACAGUUUUCAAGGAGUUAAUUGUGUUAUCUAAAAUGUGUGUGGAUAAUUCAAAGUGCAUUUAUAUUACAUUUAUGAUAGUUUGGGAUUAUAGGACUGCUAUCGCAUUUUUUACCUUUUACUGCAUGCACCUUUAAUUUUCGGGGGAUAGACACUCGCGAGAGGGGUGAGCGUGGGGGAACAGUGAGGCAAGCAUAGAGUGGAGCCACACAGUUUUUUGACCUUUUUUCUCUCUUCUUUUUUGGUUUUGUCGUUAAUUAAUCGUUUUCAUUUUUUCUGUAAUAUUCUUUGGAUUGUGUUUGUUGCUGCCAACCUAGUAAACGAAUACUGUUUUGCACAAGUGGUUCUGUGGAUUUAUUGAUGUGGAUUCAGACGAAAAGAGUGGACAAAGCGUCAAACUAAGGCUUCAUUCAGUGGAAAUCUACAUAUUAGUCAAAAAACUUGCUCUGCAUGGAUAAUUGGACUUGGGACCGGCCUGACUCGAGACAAAUGACGGAAGGAGAAUACUUUCAAGGUGAAUCUGUAAGUCGUGGCUGCCCUUGUUUUGCUGGGGAUCGUUAAUUGUAUGACAAGGA